UUCUCCACCAUUUUCAUUUCUCCUCUUCAAUGUUUCUCUGAGAAUCCUAGAAAAAAAAAAGAGAGAAGAAAAAUUAGAUCUUUCAUCAUGGCCGUAGAUCUCAUGAGCUUCCCGAAGAUGGAAGAUCAAACGGCUAUACAGGAAGCUGCGUCGGAAGGCCUCAAGAGCAUGGAGCACCUGAUCCGUGUCCUCUCCCACCGUCACCCCAACAAUCACGUCGAUUGCGCUGAGAUCACCGAUUUCACCGUCUCCAAGUUCAAGAAGGUCAUCUCCCUCCUCAACCGAACCGGUCACGCCCGGUUUAGACGUGGACCGGUUCACUCCUCCCCUCCUUCUUCCUCCUCCUCCGCCGCAUCUCCUCCGCCGGUGACAGUAUCUCCUCCGCCUCCGAUCGCGUCUUCGUCGCCGGUGAUUGUUCCGGCGAGCUUCGUUCAGACGAAUCAGCAGAGCGUGACGCUCGAUUUCUCUAGGCCCAGUGUUUUUGGAUCUAAAACCAAAUCGGCCGAGCUCGAGUUCGCCAAGGAGAGCUUCAGCGUCUCCAUGAACUCCUCCUACAUUUCUUCGGCGAUCACCGGCGACGGAAGUGUCUCGAACGGGAAACAGGGCUCGUCGAUCUUCCUACCUCCGGUGGCUUCCGCCGGGAAACCACCGUUGGCCGGUAAUCCACAUAAAAAGAGAUGUUUCGAGCACGAACAGUCCGUCGAUUUCUCCGGUAAACUCUCCGGCGGCAGCAACGGCAAGUGCCACUGCAAGAAGAGCAGGAAGAAUCGUGUGAAGAGGACCGUUAGGGUUCCGGCGAUAAGUUCGAAGAUCGCCGAUAUUCCAACGGACGAGUACUCGUGGAGGAAGUACGGACAGAAACCGAUCAAGGGCUCACCUUACCCACGGGGUUAUUACAAGUGCAGUACUUCCAGAGGAUGUCCGGCGAGGAAACACGUGGAACGAGCGUUGGAUGAUCCGACGAUGCUGAUCGUGACGUACGAAGGAGAGCACCGUCACCACCAGACCGCGUCGCAGGAGAAUAUUUCUCCGGGUGUGAGUGGUUUCAGUGCUUGAUUGGUUCGAAUGAAAAGUUUGGGGGUGGAAAUUAGAGACGUGAGAGUUUAGAUGGGUAGUGGUUUGUAAUAUUCUGAGCAGUAGAGGGGUUUGAUUGUAAAUUCUUUUAUUUAUAGACUAAACGAAAAUAGAAGUUGAUUUUUGUUUGGGCUUGAAAAUAACUAAUUUCAAAAUCUUAAAUCUGCAAUCUAUA
This is a messenger RNA of Tarenaya hassleriana, 1249 nucleotides long. Its product is annotated as probable WRKY transcription factor 17. Gene Ontology annotation, biological process: regulation of DNA-templated transcription. The coding region runs from base 88 to 1056 and encodes 322 amino acids. The transcript has 3 exons. Gene Ontology annotation, molecular function: sequence-specific DNA binding; DNA-binding transcription factor activity. The record is from RefSeq and is a predicted model, not a curated record. NCBI's taxonomy places the organism in Eukaryota, Viridiplantae, Streptophyta, Magnoliopsida, Brassicales, Cleomaceae.